Marchantia polymorpha subsp. ruderalis is the source of this 1390-nucleotide messenger RNA. The record is from the annotation of a GenBank genome assembly. Lineage: Eukaryota; Viridiplantae; Streptophyta; Marchantiopsida; Marchantiales; Marchantiaceae.
AGCCUCAGUUUCCCCUCCAGCAGAUCAAACACAACUGAAGCCACAGAGUUGAAUGCGAAAGGAGCUAGCUUUGUCUCAGAUUAAAUCAUCCUCUCGAUUGCAUUUGGGAGCUGAUACAUCUUACGAUGGCCGUGCCAUCCAAGUCGCCGAUGGCGAUACUCCUCCUGGCGCUAGUCGUGCCUUUCCUCGUCCAGGGCAGCAUGGCUCAGGUUUGUGGAAGCCAAGCAGGAGGAGCAUUGUGCUCGGGGAAUAACUGCUGCAGUCAAUUUGGGUAUUGUGGUGUGGGAGAUGCAUGGUGCGGUGCGGGCUGUCAGAGCGGUCCUUGCACAUCUGGAUCUAAUGGGAGGUGUGGCAGAGAUUUUGGAAACUCAGUGUGCCCAGGAGGCGCUUGCUGCAGUCAGUACGGGUAUUGUGGGAGUACAUCUGAAUACUGCGGAACGGGCUGCCAAAGUCAGUGCUCAUCAACUCCAUCAACUCCAUCGCCUCCUUCUUCAGGUUCAUGCGGGAGCGGCCUUGCAGGAGUUGUAUCCGAACAGCAAUACAAUGGCCUAUUUCCUAAUAGGAAUGGUAUCUACUCAUACGGGAAUAUGCUCACUGCUGCUGAGUCCUUUCCCAGUUUCGCAACCACUGGAGACUGCAAUACGCGCAAGAAGGAAGUCGCAGCAUUCUUUGCUCACAUCUCUCACGAAACUUCUGGCUUGUUCUACGUCGAGGAGAUCAACAAAGCUGACUACUGCCAACCCAGCGCUACCUAUCCUUGCGCUGCUGGAAAGCAAUACUUCGGCCGUGGUCCCCUGCAGCUGUCCUGGAACUACAACUACAAGCAAUGCGGUGACUCAUCUGCUGUCAGCCUAGAUCUUGUCAACAACCCAGACCAGGUUGCACAGAGCGGUGUCACUGCAUUCAAGGCUGCGUUUUGGUUUUGGAUGACUCCUCAGAGCCCCAAGCCUGCUUGCCAUGCAGUCAUGACCGGCGGCUGGACCCCUUCCUCAUCCGAUUCAGCCGCAGGCAGGACUGCAACUUUCGGAAUGACCACAGUCAUCAUCAAUGGUGGACUGGAAUGUGGCUCAGGAGCCAGCAAUCCAGGAGGUAACACCAGCCGGAUGAACCUGUUCACCAGCAUGUGCUCCGCCUUCGGAGUCAGCCCUGGCAGCGGCACGUCCUGUGCCAGCAUGACGCCUUACUAGAGCUCGAGGCUUUUGGCCUCACACAUUGUAGCGAGGUUAAUUAGAUUGCCAGAAGCAAGACAACAGGCUUCAGCCUGCUUGCUCAUGAGUCCGAAUCAUGUAUUAUUUGGACAUCACUGAAUAAGACCAAAUCUGCUAACUCGCUCAUCAUUGAAUGUCUUCACAAUGUCACACAAUAGCGCAAUAAAAGAAUGUUCAAGCCG